This is a messenger RNA of Gadus morhua (Atlantic cod), 1300 nucleotides long. It is a transcript of the gene cdca8, whose product is annotated as cell division cycle associated 8. Lineage: Eukaryota; Metazoa; Chordata; Actinopteri; Gadiformes; Gadidae. Gene Ontology annotation, biological process: mitotic sister chromatid segregation. The record is from RefSeq and is a predicted model, not a curated record. Bases 158 to 979 code for a protein of 273 amino acids. The transcript is spliced from 10 exons. Gene Ontology annotation, cellular component: chromosome passenger complex; spindle midzone; chromosome, centromeric region.
CGUAGCUCCCUGGCUCUGCGCCGAGAUUUCAAAUUGCUUUGUGGAGCGACAGUUGAGAGGUUCGCCGCAGCCAGUCGGAUUGUCUUCACGCUAUCGGCAAACAUAGCUCGCUGAAGAAUAACAUUUGACCUCUUAGGGUUCAUAUAUCUCGGCAGACAUGGCUCCUCAGAAGAGGACCACGAAACAAGCCAAGCAAAACCCUAGGCAGGCCAAACUCGACGCCUUCCUCGAAGACUUCGACGCAGAAGUGAAGUCCAGGGUUCUGCAUCUGAAGGAGCAGCAGAUGCAACUGCUGACGGAGAUUGACAACAGAUACAACAUGGCCAUCAUCAAGCUUCCCAAGGCCGUCAGGCAGAUGAACUGGCUGCUCUACUUCAAUCCAGAGAAACCUCAAUCCCCAACGGUGGACGAUUCAAAGAGAGAAGAGGUUCCUGAACUGGAGAACAUUCUGGUUGAGAACCACAUGGCCGCUCCUAAAACGCUCCAGAAGGCGUCAAAGAAGGAGAGCAAUGCCAAGUCUAGUCCAGAAGACGAGAACACGGCACCUCAGACCAAGACGAAGAAGGGCAAGUCCAAGAGGCCCCCCGUCACCUCCAAGAAGACCAGGGUCCAGUCGGUCCUCGGGCAGACCGGCAGGAAGUCUACCAGGAAGAAUUUGGUCACUCCUGCCAGAAGCAUGCUGGACUCUUCUAUGAUGAUGGGCGCCACUCCGCUCAUCACACCCCGCUUCGACCCCAGGCUUCCCAAGACCCCCGGGGUGAGGGUCCCCCGCCACAAGGAGAGGAUCUACAGCAUCUCGGUCAACGGCUCUCCCGUACAGUCCAGCAACCAGGACAUCGUCAUCAACGUUCCCAUCGGCAACGGAGAGAACAUCCAGCUGCUGGCCAGCCAGAUGGACAGUGUGGACCUGUCGUCGCUGGAUGAGGCGGCCCUCGAGGGAAUCAGACGCCUGCAGAGUCGCCUGGCAACCCUGUUGUGAGCAGGGAGCUUGAAUGGACCUUCGACUGACGCAGACUUGUAAAUAGUGUAUCUGCUGUACUUUUAUUGUGGAGAACUUUGGAGCAACUUUCCUUGUGCAUUGAUGUCCGCAGAGCUGAAAAUAUUGAUAAUCUGGUCACUUAUACCUUGUAAAGAUUAUCUGGUCAUCAGGAUUCAUUGAUGUGUAUGUAUGAACCUUUUUUCAGGUGUUUUUAGAAAAUGUUAAGUGCUUUCUGUAUGGAGUGCAUUAUGGGUAUCCCGUGAUACCUUUGACCAGCACCAGCAGAUGGGAGCCUUGUAUUAAAAGUUCAAAAAGGGUAAA